Messenger RNA from Geosmithia morbida, 744 nucleotides. RefSeq names its product ADP-ribosylation factor related protein 1. The coding region runs from base 1 to 744 and encodes 247 amino acids. Gene Ontology annotation, molecular function: GTP binding; GTPase activity. Gene Ontology annotation, cellular component: Golgi apparatus. Lineage: Eukaryota; Fungi; Ascomycota; Sordariomycetes; Hypocreales; Bionectriaceae. The transcript has 2 exons. Gene Ontology annotation, biological process: intracellular protein transport; protein localization to organelle; Golgi to plasma membrane protein transport. The record is from RefSeq and is a predicted model, not a curated record.
AUGGCAAAGUACUCGGUCAUCCUUCUCGGACUCGACAAUGCGGGCAAGACGACAUUCCACGAACAGGUCAAGGCCAUGUUCCGACCUGACGGGCCUGGGCCGAAGCUACGGACGGUGCCGACGGUGGGCCAGAACGUGUCGACCAUCACCCUGCCUGACAUGUACCUGAAGCUGUGGGACGUGGGAGGGCAGAUGACGCUGCGCAACCUCUGGCACAGCUACUACUCCAGCUGUCACGCCAUCGUCUUCAUCAUCGACAGCACCGACAUCGGCGACGGGGGGGUGGCAGACCACGAGUACGAGCACGGCACCGCCGACGGCGUAGGCCGGGGAGGAGGUGCGGGAGGUGGCGCGGGCGUCCGCGCGGGCGUCCGCGCAGGCGGUGUCGGUGUCGGCGGCGUCGGCGUCGGCGUCGGCGGUGGCGGCGACGGGGAUGGGGGCGUCAACGGUCGGCUGGAUGAGUGCCGCGCCGUCCUGGAAGACGUGCUGCAGCACUCCGACACCGAGGGCGUGCCCCUGCUCAUACUGGCCAACAAGCAGGACAGGGAGGACUGCGUCGAGACGAUCCGAAUCAAGGAGGGCCUCGUCAAGAAGGUCAUGGAGGGCGAGAAGGGUCACAGCAUCCGAGACUCUAGGGUCCUGUCCAUGAGCGCCCUCACCGGUGACGGCGUCAAGGAGGCCAUCGACUGGAUCCGCACAAGGGUCCAGUGGAACAAGGAGUCUAGGCCGCCAGUCAUGCGGUAG